UCGCGCGUGCGCGCGUGGUUGUGCGCGCGCCCUGCUGAGGGAAUUGGCACGUGGCAUCAUGAAAACCCUGAAGAGAGCGGAUUUUGAGAAGAGGACCAGCAGCCGGGAGGAGGUGGCCGCCCUGCUUUUGGACCUGAAGGAGCUGCUGUCCGCCCCCGAUGCCCGGGCCCCGGAGCAGCGGCAGGCCUGCGAUGCCACCCUGCGGGCCUGCAACCAGCAAGUAGCCACCGGGCCGGGCCCCCCGGCCCACCUGCCCGGCCUCCUGGACCUGGCGGAGCUGGCCACGCGCGGCUACCUGGAUGCCACCCCGCGACGGGCACCCCUCUACCUGGAGCGCAUCCUGGCCGUCCUGCUGGGCAACGUGGCCGCCCGCGGGGCCCCCGAGGCCGCCCUGCGCGUGGCCGGGCCCCUGCACGCCUGCCUGGCGCGGAGCGGCCCCUCGCCCGCGGACCCCCGGGACCUGGGCGCCGUGGUCCGCACCACGUUCUGCGUCCUGUGGAAGGCGGCGGAGGCCCUCGGGGGGCGGCGGGCCGCCUGCUCCGCCCGCCUGCGGGCCGCGGCUUUCCUGGCCCUCCUGGAGGACCCCGGGCACCCGCCCCCGUUCGCCUCCCCGGCGGCCUGCCAGGCGGCGGCGGCCUGCCGGCUGUUCGACCACCCGCCCGGCGGCCCCCCGACCCGCGAGGACGCCCGCUUCCUCAGCCGGGAGCUGGCGGGCUGCCUGGAGGCGGCGGCGGCGGCAGCGAGCGGGGAUGGGGCCCCGCUGUCCCGGCCCCGCGCCCUGUGCCUGCUGGAGCUGACGCUGGAGCGCUGCCACCGACUGUGCCGCGCCGGCUGCUUCCCGGAGGCGGGCGAGGCGGCGGAGGAGCCCCGCGCCCGGCUGGAGGAGGCCGGGCUGGGCGCCGGCGGGCGGCUGUGCCAGCUGGGCGUCGAGCUGCACCGGGACCGGGCGCGGGGCGGCCAGACGCUGGGGCGGGCGGCCGCCGAGCUCCGCGGGGCCCUGGCCGCCCCCGUGCCCCCGCUCUGGGCCCUGGCUGCCAGCGGCCAGUUCCUGCUGUCGGCCCUGGAGGGGGGUGCCCGCCGGGCACCGGACACGGCCGUCGGCCUCUCGGCCUUCCUGGGCCAGUAUUGCCCUCUGCUUCGCCGCCUGAGGGGAAGCGUCGCGGCCGACCUUCCCAGGCAGCGGCAGGCGCUGACCCAGAUGCACUUCCACGGGCUCCAGCUGUUCACCAGCGUCGUCUACGACGUGUUCCACGGCGAGGCGGGGGCGUCCGGCCUGGGCCCCGAGCCCGCCCCGGCCGAGCUGGCCGGGCUGGAGGAGCCCUGCCGCCGCGCCGUGCUCUGGAUGCUCGAGGCCCUGGAGGGCCUCGCGGGGACCGAGGAGGAGGAGGAGAAUCUCACCGUGGCAGUGUCCUGCGCCAGCAAUCUGGCGUACGGCUUCUACAGCCGCAAGCUGUACGCCCAGGCCGCCGCCAUCCUGGAGCCCCUGUGCCAGCGGCUGAGCGCCACGGAGCCCGGCCCGGCCCCCGUGGUGGCAGCGGAGAAGCUGCACAGGUGUUUCCGGCUGCAAGUGGAGAGCCUGAGGAAGCUGGAGCGGGGCGGCGUGGGCGCGGCGGCGGAGGCCGUGACCUCGUGGCUGGCGGCCCUGCGGCCCCACGGCCCCGGCCACGCGGCCGAGCCCGUCGCCCUCUGGGCCCGCGUCAAGGUGGACGCCGCCAAGGCCGGCCUGGAGGAGCUGCAGCUGAAGACCCUGCGGGACGCCCUGCCCGGCUGGAGCCCCGAGACCCUGGCCGUCCUGCUGGCCGAGGAGCUGCGGGCCUACAAGGGGGUGCGGGCGGACACCGGGCGGGAGCGCUUCAACGUCAUCUGCGACCUGCUGGAGCUGUGCCCGGCCGAGGGGCCCGCCGCCCGCCAGGCCCGCGCCGUCCACCUGCUGGAGCUGGCGCAGGUGCUCUGCUACAACCACCUGGCCCGGCAGACCGACUGCACGGCCCUGGACGCGGUGCGGGAAGCCCUGGCACUGCUGGAGGCGGUGGCGGCGGCAUCGGCGGCCGUGCCCGCGGACUCGGCCCGACUCCGGGAUGACCAGGCCCGGGCCCUCCUCUGGCUCCACAUCUGCUCGCUGGAGGCCAAGAUGAAGAAGGGCACCGAGCAGGACCGCGGCGCCCGGGGCCGGCCCGGGCUGGACGAGUUCGAAGCCAACGACCUCAACUACGAAGACCGGGUCCAGGACGACUGCUUCCUGCACGGCGGCAUCGCCUUCAACCUGCUCGGCGACGCCGCUCAGUCGAAGAGCCUGGACCAGGCCCUGGCCCUGUGGCAGUCGAUCCUGAGCGAGCCCGGCCCUCCGGCCGUGCGCUGCCCGAAGCAGACGGCCGGCUCCCUGCAGGUCCUGGGUGCCCUGUACUGCCUGGCCAACAAGCCCCUGCGGGCCCUGGAGGCGUUCGGCCUGCUCCGGCGGCUCUCGGAGGCCACGGGAGACCCCGCCGGGGCGGCCGCCGCCUCCUGCCACGCCGCCCGGCUCCUCCUCCUCCUGGACUGCCCCGGCUACGCCCAGCGCUCCCUGGAAGAGGCGGAGUCGAGCCUGAAGCGCGUCGACCCCGCCGCCGACUGCUCCCUGCUGCUCGCCCAGACCUGCGCCCUGCUCCGCAGCUGGCUCUGCUACGCCACGGGAAAGGUGCCCGAGGGGCAGGCCCUGCUGCUGGGCGUCCUGCGCCACCCGGCCCUGCGGCGCCCGUCGAAGCCGUGGUACCUGCUCCGCGCCCAGACGCUGCAGCUGCUGGCCCGCUACCUGGCCCUCCCGCCCCACGGCCUCGCCGAGGACCUGUGGGAAGAGCUCUGCGCCCAAGGCUGGCAGAGCCCGGAGACCGCCCUGACCGACUCCCACAAGCUCCUCCGCAGCAUCGUCGUCCUCCUCGUGGGCAGCGACCCGUUCUCGCCCGGCCGGGGGGCCCCGGAGGCCCCCUUCCUGGACUUCGGCGACAACCUGUGGCAGAAGUGGCAGGUCCUGUCGGAGGUGUUGGCCUGCUCCGAGCAACUGGUGGGGCUGCUCACCCGGCUGGGCAGCGCCAGCGAGGCCAAGGCUUUCUGCCUGGAGGCGCUCAAACUGACCAUGAAGCUGCAGACCCUACGGUGGUGUGCCCUGUUCCUGGUGCUCAAGGCGGAGCUGGAGCUGACGAGGGGCGACGUCGACCUCGGCCAGGCGGACCUGCAGCAAGUCCUCUUCCUCCUCGAAUCCUGCACAGAGUUCGAAAGGGCAGAGUCGCCGUCGGGCAAGGGGCCGCGGGCCGUCCGCCCCGAGAAGGGGCAGUGGCAGCCCCGGACCCCCGCCGGCCCGCGGCCCCCGCCGGAGGAGGAGCCGCCGUUCCUCACGGGGCCGGCCCUGGACCUGGUGGCCACCGUGGCCGCCCAGCCCUCGUCCUCCCAGCCGUCCUCCCCGGCGCUGAAGGCCCGGCCCCGCGCCCGCCCCGGCUUCCUCUCCCACCCGCCCGCCUGCGGCUGCGCCCUGUGCGGCGACCCCGCGCUCUCCGCCGUCUGCCUGCGCUGGGCCCUGGCGGCGGGCCGGGCCCAGCUGGCCCUCGGCCACCGGACGGAAGGGGCGGCCCUGCUGCGGGGCGGGCUGGAGGGCUGCCCGGCGGCGGCGGGGCGGCUGGGCGAGGCCCUGCGGGCCUCCGUGGGCGCCCCCGCCGACCCCCCGCCCGCCCCCGGGCCGCUGGAGGAGGUGGCGGCGGAGGCCUACGCGCUGCUGGCGCUGGACGGGGCGGGCCGGGCCCCGGGCCCGGAGCUGGGGCGGCUCUUGGAGGCCGGGCUGGACCUCGUGGAGGCGCGGGGCCCCCGGUUGGCACCCUGGCACGCCGCCCUGCUCCUGGCCCGGGCCCUGGCCGCCCUCUCGGCCCGCGGCCGCUCCCCGGCCCGGCUCUUCGCCGCAGCCUGGGCUUGGUGCCCGGCGGCCCCGCGGCCCCCGAAGAGCGGCUCUCACCCUCCCCGGGUCCCCCGAGGCCAGCGAGGGGCGGCGGCCCCUCCCCGGGGAGACCCCCCGCUCCCGGAGGACGCGGAGGGCACCGGCCUCGGGCGGCCCAGCGUGGCCUGCACCCCCCGGGGCCCGGGCCGGACCAGGCCGGGCAGUGCCCGCGCCCCCUUCGCCGUCUUCGACGAGAACAGUCCCCCGGGGCCCCUCCCCGGGGCCCCCCGGCCGGGCCGGAGAGUCCAGUCCCGCCUCAAGGUGAUCUUCAGCGACGACAGCGACCUGGAAGACCCGUCCCCGCCGCCCGCGGCCGAAGCCAAGAGAUCGGGGGGCCGAGGCCGGGGCGGCGGGGGGGCCCCACGGGCCGGCCGGAAGGCGGCCGGACGAGGUCCCCGGCCCCGCCGCGGCGGGACGGGCCCGGAGCGGCCCACCCCCAGGCCCGCCCGGCGUCGCCCCGGCCCCGCCGUGGAAACGACGCGAAGCUCGCCGCGGCGGCGGGACCUACCGGACCUGAGCCUCGAGACCCUCCGGGCCUCCGACGGGGACGGGGACAGCCCGGGCCCGCCGCGCCGGGGCUCCGCCGCCGCCGCCAGCGGGGGGCUGGAGGUCCUGAGACGCGACCCCGGCCCGGCCCCGGCCCCCCGCCCCGAGAGGCCGAGCCGACGAGACGUCUCCGACCUCCGCCCGGCCCCCGCUACCGUCGGGACCCGUUUCGGGGUCCGGGGGGUGGACUCGGAGGCCCGCCGUCAUCACGGGGCGCUGCCCUGGCGAAGGGUCUGGGCCCAGGCCUCCGACCGCCGCCGUUUUCUCCCCCGUCUGGGCCCAGACCUCUCCACCCUGGACUCGGUGGCCGCCUCGCUGGCGGUCGCCUUCCGCUGCGUCAGCCGCUGCCCCCCGAGCGGGCUGUACGGCCACCUGUGCCGCCUGCUGGCCCUCUGCCUGGGCCACCGGGACCCCGCCGUCACCGCCUUCCUGGUGGCCGAGUCCGUGGCGGUCACCCUGCGCCACCAGCUCCUGGUCCACCUGCACCGCCAACUCCACAAGACCCGGAAGCAGCGGGCGGCGGGCGCGGACGUGGCCGAGCAGCUGAAGGCCCUGAGCCUGCGGGAGGAAGAGGAGGAGGCGGCCGGAGCCGGCCGGCCCCCCCUCGCCCGCCUCCAGCGCCUGUUCGGCUUCGGGCCGGCCGGCCCGCGCCCCUUCCCCGGGCCCGAGGCCGAGGCCUUCCGCCGGCGCCUGGCCCAGAUGCCCGCGGGCGUGACGGUGUGCGUGCUGGCGGCCUGCGGGCUGCAGCCGGGCGCCCCGGGGGACGGCCUGCUCCUCACCCGCCUGGAACGCGACCGGGACCCGCUCACCGUCCACAUCCCCACCGACCUGGGCCAGCUUUCCCUGAGCGCUGCCCUGGCGGAGUUUGAGGCCAUCCAGAAGGAGCAGAAGGAGAACAGCACCUGCACCGACAAGUGCCAGUGGUGGACGGGACGCCUGGAGCUCAACCGCAGGAUGGAGGUCCUGAUCGGGUCGCUGGAGAAGCACGUGCUGGGCUGCUGGCGGGGGCUGCUGCUGCCACGCUCUGAGGACCCCGGCCCGGCCCAGGAGGCCGCCGGGCUGCGGGGGCCCCUGCGGGACUGCGGUUGGACCCAGCCGGACGUCGCCCUGCUGCAGGCCGCGCUGGGCGGUGCCCACGCCCUCACCCCCCCGGACGUGCGCUCCCUGGCCCGGGGCCUCUGCCCGGCCCAGCCCGAGCGGGCGGAGGAGCUGCUGCGGGAGGCCGUGGACCGGCUGCGGGGCCGCACGGCCCCCCGCGCUGGCCACUUAGUGCUCGUGCUGGACAAGCAUCUUCAGAAGCUGCCGUGGGAGACCACCCCCAGCCUGCGGGCCCUGCCCGUCACGCGCCUGCCCUCGCUCCGCUUCCUGCUCAGCUACGGGCUCCCGCGAGAGGCGCGGGCCCCGUCGGUGCUGGAGGAAGGCGUGGACCCCCGCAGCGCCUACUACGUCCUCAACCCCCACAACAACCUGGCCGGUACCGAGGAGAAGUUCCGGGAGCACUUCCGCAGCGAGGCAGGCUGGCAGGGGGUAGUGGGGCAGGUCCCCAGCCCGGAGCAGCUGCAGGCGGCCCUGACGGAGCACGACCUGUACAUCUACGCGGGGCACGGGGCCGGCGCCCGCUUCCUGGACGGGCAGACGAUCCUGCGGCUGGACUGCCGCGCCGUGGCCCUGCUCUUCGGCUGCAGCAGCGCGGCCCUGGCCGUACGCGGGGACCUGGACGCCGCCGGCAUCCUGCUCAAGUACCUCAUGGCCGGAUGCCCCCUGUUCCUGGGAAACCUGUGGGACGUGACGGAUCGGGAUAUCGACCGCUACACGGAGGCCUUGCUGCGGGGCUGGCUGGGGGCGGGCGGCGGAGCCCCCCUGCUGCACCACGUGGCCCAGGCCCGCCAGGCCCCCCGCCUCAAGCACCUCAUCGGCGCGGCCCCCGUCGUCUACGGACUCCCCGUCUGCCUGCGGUGACCCCCCCGC
Molecule: messenger RNA, 6472 nt
Organism: Tachyglossus aculeatus (Australian echidna)
Lineage: Eukaryota; Metazoa; Chordata; Mammalia; Monotremata; Tachyglossidae
Gene: ESPL1
Product: extra spindle pole bodies like 1, separase
Exons: 29
Coding region: 59-6463 (2134 amino acids)
Biological process (GO): meiotic chromosome separation; proteolysis
Cellular component (GO): mitotic spindle; cytoplasm; centrosome
Molecular function (GO): cysteine-type endopeptidase activity
Source: RefSeq, a predicted model, not a curated record